AACUAUGGAGAUUGACAACCUUUCUUCAUCUUCUUCCUUCUGGUUAUUUCUCUGGUUCUCUGUUCUCUUCCUUGCGCCCAAUGCAGAAGUUCACCAACAUGACUUUGUGAUAAAAGCUGUGCCAGUGAAGAGGUUGUGCCACACACGCUCAACUAUCACUGUAAAUGGGCAGUUCCCCGGACCAACUCUCCUGGUCAGAAAUGGAGACAGUCUAGUUAUCAGAGUUGUUAACCAAGCCAAGUAUAAUAUUACGCUUCAUUGGCAUGGAAUCAGGCAGCUGAGAAAUGGGUGGGCAGAUGGGCCGGCUUAUGUGACGCAGUGCCCAAUUCAGGCUGGAGGGAGUUAUACAUACAGGUUCAGCGUAGAGGAUCAGGAGGGGACCUUAUGGUGGCACGCUCACAACUCUUGGCUUAGGGCUACCGUCCAUGGGGCCCUAAUAAUUCUUCCAAAGCUGCAUUGCUCUUAUCCUUUCGCCCCUCCCAAGUGUGAAUUCCCACUCAUUCUUGGCGAGUGGUGGAAUGCAAACCCCCUGGACAUAAUCCGGCGAGCCCUGAAGACCGGCGCCGCCCCUCAGCCCUCCGACUCCCUCACCAUCAACGGCCAACCUGGAGACCUCUACAAAUGCUCCACAAAAGAAACCACCGUAAUCCCGGUGGCGGCCGGCGAGACCAUUCUCCUCCGCUUUAUCAACGCCGCCAUGCUCACGGAGCUCUUCGUCUCCGUAGCCGACCACAAUAUGACCGUCGUAGCAGCCGACUCCUCCUACACCAAACCCUUCACAACCUCCGUCGUUCUAAUCGCGCCGGGCCAGACCACCGACGUGCUCAUCCAUGCCAACCGGCCCGCCGGCCGCUACUACAUUGCCGCCCGAGCAUACCAAAGCGGCUCCCUCAACACCCCUUUCGACAACACAACCACCACCGCCAUCCUCAUCUACGAAAACCAAACCCCCGGUCACUCGCCGCCCAAGCUCCCUGUUUUACCGCCCUACAACGACACCGCCGCUGUCGCCGCUUUCUCGGCCGGUAUUAAGGGCCUCUACGCCGUUAAAAUCCCGGCACCAGUGGACGAGCACCUCUUCUUCACCGUCGGGCUGGGUCUGAUCAGCUGCCAGCAGGGGAAAACUUGCAGCGGUCCAAACGGUACUCUGUUCACCACCAGCAUGAACAAUUACUCAUUUGUUCUGCCUAAAGGUCUCUCUUUGCUCCAAGCCGCACAAUCAGGGGUUCGCGGCGUGUUCACGACUGACUUCCCGGCUUCCCCGCCGGUCAAAUUUGACUACACCGGAGAUAACAUAAGCACCAGCCUCUACCAACCGGUGAGGGCUACGAAGCUUUACCCGCUGAAAUACGGUUCUGUUGUGCAGCUGGUGAUGCAGGGGACUAAUAUAUACAUGUCGGAGGAACACCCCAUGCAUAUCCAUGGCUACGAGUUCUUAGUGCUGGCGACGGGGAGGGGAAACUUCGACGCGAAGAGGGAUGCGGCGAAGUUCAAUCUUGUAGACCCGCCUCGCCGGAAUACGGUGGGGGUGCCGGUGAAGGGGUGGGGGGUGAUAAGGUUCGUGGCUGAUAACCCUGGGGUUUGGUUUGUUCAUUGUCAUAUUGACUCUCAUCUUUCAUGGGGGUUAGCCAUGGCGUUUCUGGUGGAGAAUGGAGCGGGGGAGUUGCAGUCCACCGCGCCUCCGCCGCUUGAUCUUCCCAAGUGUUAGGAAAUGAAAAUGAGAUCGAUUUGUCUGGUGCAGUGGGUGCUUAACACCUUAGCAGGUUUCUUUUGUUCUAGGUCAUGAGUCGUUGUUUCCGCUUGAUUGAAGCCAUGGGGAAGAAGAAGAAGAAGCUCUGUUUAUCAGUUUUUUUAUAAUAUAAUCGUAUAAUUAUUGUUAAUUACUAGCUUUAAAUCAUGAUGGUGGCAUUGUUGAUGCAAUAUUAAG
This is a messenger RNA of Phalaenopsis equestris, 1927 nucleotides long. Its product is annotated as laccase-3-like. Gene Ontology annotation, cellular component: apoplast. Bases 5 to 1708 code for a protein of 567 amino acids. The record is from RefSeq and is a predicted model, not a curated record. Lineage: Eukaryota; Viridiplantae; Streptophyta; Magnoliopsida; Asparagales; Orchidaceae. Gene Ontology annotation, molecular function: hydroquinone:oxygen oxidoreductase activity; copper ion binding. The transcript is spliced from 5 exons. Gene Ontology annotation, biological process: lignin catabolic process.